AUGGAUCGUAAUGAUAAGUCAUUGAUGCACUUUGAUGAACCAUAUACUCCUGAAUUUAUAGUUCUACAGUUGCUGAAACAGAGAAGAGUUUUGUAUUCGAAAUUGAAGAUAGUGAAAGAGGAUUCUUUAGAGAAACAGGAACUGAUAAAAAAGAUAGAUGAGACAAACAAUCAACUUCAAUUUAAAGGAGUGGAAUAUAAAAACGGAUGGCCUGUUCUACGCGGCGUUGAUGCAUCAAGUAGAAUGCUGGCCUGA
Messenger RNA from Caenorhabditis remanei, 255 nucleotides. RefSeq lists its product as uncharacterized. NCBI's taxonomy places the organism in Eukaryota, Metazoa, Nematoda, Chromadorea, Rhabditida, Rhabditidae. The transcript has a single exon. Bases 1 to 255 code for a protein of 84 amino acids. The record is from RefSeq and is a predicted model, not a curated record.